This is a messenger RNA of Cutaneotrichosporon oleaginosum, 486 nucleotides long. RefSeq lists its product as uncharacterized. Gene Ontology annotation, cellular component: RNA polymerase II, core complex. Gene Ontology annotation, molecular function: nucleotide binding; translation initiation factor binding. The record is from RefSeq and is a predicted model, not a curated record. Lineage: Eukaryota; Fungi; Basidiomycota; Tremellomycetes; Trichosporonales; Trichosporonaceae. Gene Ontology annotation, biological process: transcription initiation at RNA polymerase II promoter.
AUGGUCGACACAAAACCCACACCGCAGCAGCUCACCGCGGCUUCGGCGCCCGCACGCCCGCGCGCGCGCCAUCGCCAGGCGAACCAGGAGGAGGACGCGACCAAGCUCCAGUUCGGCGAAUUUGCGGGCGGGGAGGCACUCACCAUCGGCGAGGUGCAGAGCCUGCUCGAGAUGUCGCGGCACGGAACAGGCGCUCCGCCUCCGCCAGACAACAAUGUGUACAAGCAGACUGUCGAGUACGUUAAGGAGUUCAACAAUGUCAAGCCGGGAGUUGCAGAGAGCAUGCGGCAAACGCUCCAGACUACGGCUGGAGAUUUCCUUAACACAUUCGAGGUGGCGCAGAUAAUGCACCUGCGCCCAGAGAACGUUGAAGUGGCCGUGUCGUUGAUUCCGAGCUUGGAACGCUACGCCAACGGCGACGCUGACGAGGACAAACUCCUGCACCUUCUCGAGGAGGUGCGCAACCUUGCGCGCUACGCCGCAUGA